Arabidopsis arenosa is the source of this 2196-nucleotide messenger RNA. The record is from the annotation of a GenBank genome assembly. Lineage: Eukaryota; Viridiplantae; Streptophyta; Magnoliopsida; Brassicales; Brassicaceae.
AAGCAAAUGACAAGUUCACAUGUAAGAUCAAGAUUCGAGAGAGAUCGUGUAUCGGCCGUCUGAUUCAGAUCCAACGGCCAUCAAGGAACAAAGAAGAUGCAGAAGACGAAUUUUACGCUGGUGCUUUUGCCGACCGGCUUGAGAUCCGGAAAGUGUUUGGAAUGUAUCCACGUGGUAGCAGGCGAUAGGAGGCUGAUGUAUCUGGUUACGGGUUACGUGUCCAAAUAAAUUUGCGGCAAAUCUAAGGCGGCGAUAUGUCGGCGGCCGGUGCAAGCCCUUUGGCCGUUGCACCAAUCAUAGCCCCCACCACCACCACACGUCGCCGUGUCGGAGAUUCUUUAGAAACCACCUCCGAACGACCUUCCAUUUCCUCCGAUUACUGCAACAACAACACAGUCAACAUCGCCGUCUCGCCGGAUUUAGACGACGGUGAAACAGGUUUACAAGGCGGCGCGUGUUCUUCACCUUCCUCAAUUGGUUCCUCCUCUAGCGGAUCUCAUUACCACCACGAUCAUCACUACCAUCAUCAUCCAACGAUUCGGUACCUUCUCCUCCGUAAACUACGGUUACCGUUUCUCUUCGACGGUGGUGGAUCAACGGCUGUGGUGGGUCAAGGAUGGUGGUUCUGUUCAGGGAGAAACGUGGGUCGUCGGAUCUUGGGUCUUCUCAUGAUCCUCGUCGUCGCUUCUCUCUUCCUUAGAGUUUCUCUCAUGAGUGGCCGCGUCGUUGACCAAGCACACCGGAGAGAUUUGAACGAGCUUGUCGUCGUACGGACGUUACACGAAGAUUGGUCAAUGGCUCAACGUGCAAUGACGGAGAACGUCGUCAUUGAGAAACUUCCCAUUCCGGAAAUAUGGCAGAAACCUGAAAGUGGAAAUUAUCGCCAGUGUGCGUCACGUCCUAAGAACCGUUCAAGGCUGCGUAGGAAAACCAACGGUUAUCUUUUAGUACACGCGAAUGGCGGAUUGAAUCAGAUGAGAACUGGGAUAUGUGACAUGGUUGCUGCAGCAAAGAUUAUGAAUGCGACUCUUGUUCUUCCUCUCCUCGACCAUGAAUCUUUCUGGACUGACCCAAGUACUUUCAAAGAUAUUUUUGACUGGAGACACUUCAUGAACGUAUUGAAAGAUGAUGUUGACAUUGUCGAGUACUUACCUCCCCGAUAUGCAGCCAUGAGACCUCUCCUCAAGGCUCCUGUUUCUUGGUCCAAGGCUAGUUACUACAGAAGCGAGAUGUUACCGCUGUUGAAAAAACAUAAGGUGGUAAAGUUCACACACACCGAUUCGCGCCUGGCCAACAAUGGCUUGCCACCAUCAAUCCAGCGGCUGAGAUGUCGUGCUAAUUACCAGGCAUUAGGGUACUCCAAGGAGAUUGAGGAUUUUGGGAAAGUUCUGGUUAACCGGUUACGAAACAACAGUGAACCCUUCAUUGCUCUGCAUUUGAGAUACGAGAAAGAUAUGCUUGCAUUUACAGGCUGCAGCCACAAUCUCACAGCUGGAGAAGCUGAAGAGCUGAGAAUAAUGAGGUACAAUGUUAAACAUUGGAAGGAGAAAGAGAUUGACAGCAGAGAGAGGCGGAUCCAAGGCGGUUGCCCGAUGUCUCCCCGAGAAGCAGCAAUAUUUCUGAAGGCAAUGGGAUAUCCGUCCUCAACAACUGUAUACAUAGUUGCUGGUGAAAUCUAUGGAGGAAACAGUAUGGAUGCUUUUCGAGAAGAGUACCCAAACGUCUUUGCUCAUUCAUACUUAGCAACUGAAGAAGAGUUAGAGCCCUUUAAGCCAUACCAGAACCGCCUGGCUGCUCUGGAUUACAUUGUGGCACUUGAAAGCGAUGUUUUUGUAUAUACAUAUGAUGGGAAUAUGGCUAAGGCGGUACAAGGGCACCGGAGGUUUGAAGGGUUUAAGAAGACUAUCAAUCCAGACAGGUUAAAUUUUGUGAGAUUGAUAGAUCAUUUAGACGAGGGUGUAAUGUCUUGGGAUGAGUUUUCAUCAGAAGUAAAGAGAUUACAUAACAACAGGAUUGGAGCGCCAUAUGCGAGACUGCCCGGUGAAUUCCCUCGGCUAGAGGAGAAUUUCUACGCGAACCCACAACCAGAUUGCAUAUGUAACAAGUCUCAGCCUGAGCAACUGUGGAAAUCAGGAGAGUCAGAUAGAUGGAAGAAGAGUGCUUCAAGAUAGAAGAAAAUACACAGUGAACACAAUA